AUGGCGCUAACGGCGGCUCGAGCCGCUUGCCUGCGCGUCGAUGCGCUUCCCCACGUGCUGCUCCUGGUCUCGCAGUACUUGGACGCAUCGGCGCAGUGGUCCCUGCCUCGUGCCGCCCAGCGGGGCUUCGUUCACCUGGUGCGGCGGCUGCUGGCUCGAACCCCUCGCUCCCUCGCCACGCUGGCCGAGAUCCGCCUUGCAAUGCGCCACGCAGCGGCCAACAACCACCUGAACAUACUGCAGUUACUAUGCAAAUACUACAACAAUGCUGUGAUUGACGAGGCAGCAGUGAUGGAGGCGAGUGCCAAUGGCCACGUGCAAGUGUUGCAAUGGCUUCAACGUCAACUUGAGAGUCUGUUGCCUGGGUACGCAGACUACGACUUUUACAGUGUGAAGAGCGUGGCUGCAGCCGCGGAGAACGGACACUUGGAGGCGGUUAAGUGGCUGUUGCAAGCUCGAGGCGCUGUGAAAUGUAUGAAGGAGACGCACCUGCACCAAGCCGCCGCGAGAGGAGGCCACUUGGAGGUCGUCAGAUGGCUACGCACCCAUUUGAUGGAGCAGGUCGAGUCUCGAGCUUUGGACGAAGCUGCAGCAAAUGGGUUCGUGGAGGUGGUCGAGUUCCUGCAUCAAGAGUGGACGGCGGCGAAGCUGGAGAGCAAUCGCGGCAGUUGCAGCGCCACGGCGAGAGCGAUGAACGGCGCGGCGAGCAAUGGACACUUGGGCAUGGUGAAAUGGCUAGAUGAGGACCGCGAUGAUGGAUGCACUGGUGAUGCCAUGAACCGAGCAGCUUGGAACGGGCACUUGGAAGUUGUGAAAUGGCUACAUGAACAUCGAACCGAAGGAUGCACGCAGCAAGCGAUGAACAUGGCUGCGAAAGGCGGACACUUGGAGAUUGUGCAGUUCCUCCAUGAGCAGCGGAGAGAAGGUUGCACGUACAACGCGAUGGACUGGGCGGCGCAUGAGAAUCACCUCGAAAUUGUACAAUGGCUGCACGCGAACCGGACUGAAGGGUGCUCGCGUCUCACCAUGAAUGAAGUUGCUAAGCGUGGACAUUUGGAGAUGAUCAAGUGGUUGCACGCCAAUCGCACUGAAGGCUGCACUGUUGCUGCGUUGAACGCCGCGGCGACAUACGGCCACCUCGAUAUUGUGAAGUUUCUGCAUCAAAAUCGGUCCGAGGGCUGCACCACCGCAGCUAUGGAUGGCGCGGCGGAGAAUAAUCACUUGGCGAUUGUCCAGUGGCUUCAUCUACACCGUAGUGAAGGCUGCACGACACGCGCGAUGGAUAUGGCAGCACGGGAUUUCCCAAUGCUGAAAUGGCUCCACUCCAUUUACAGCGACGAUGCUGAGGAAUGGCCGAUACAUGCAGGGCUUGCGGCGAUUACGAACGAUCGCGUGGAAGUACUGCAUUGGGUACUGAAAACCUUCAGAGGUUCUGCACAGUUGGACCUGAGACUUCUCUACAAUGCUGCGCAUUACCACAACCGGGCGCAUAUGCUGGCGUACCUCGACGGCAAAUGGGCAAUUGAAUUCUCGUGA
Messenger RNA from Phytophthora sojae, 1536 nucleotides. RefSeq lists its product as hypothetical. Bases 1 to 1536 code for a protein of 511 amino acids. The record is from RefSeq and is a predicted model, not a curated record. The transcript has 2 exons. Lineage: Eukaryota; Oomycota; Peronosporomycetes; Peronosporales; Peronosporaceae. Gene Ontology annotation, molecular function: protein binding.